Molecule: messenger RNA, 2326 nt
Organism: Corvus hawaiiensis (hawaiian crow)
Lineage: Eukaryota; Metazoa; Chordata; Aves; Passeriformes; Corvidae
Gene: ITFG1
Product: integrin alpha FG-GAP repeat containing 1
Exons: 18
Coding region: 22-1842 (606 amino acids)
Cellular component (GO): plasma membrane
Source: RefSeq, a predicted model, not a curated record
GGCGGGGCGAGGCCGUACGCGAUGGGGGCCCGCGGGCCGUGCCCGCCGCUGGCCCCGCUGCUGGCCCUGGUCCUGCUGGCCCUGGCGGGGCCCGCCCGCGCCCUGCAGAAUGUGACCGCUCAGCUCUUCGGGCCCGAGGCCCGAGGGACCCUGGCGGCCUUCGGCGACUUCAACUCGGACAAGCAGACGGACCUGUUCGUGCUGCGCGGCGGAAAUGAGUUGGUUAUCUUCUUGGCUGACCAGAAGGAACCCUACUUCAAGCCCCGUGUUAAGCUACCAAUGAAAUCUCUCGGUGUCACCAUAACCAGUGUGGUUCCUGGAGAUUAUGAUGGAGAUUCCCAAAUGGAUGUCCUCCUCACUACCCAGGCCCCAAGUCAUGGCAAAGAUGAACUUUCAGUGUUUAUUUUCUGGGGACACAACCAAACGUUAGAUCUUAACCAUAAAACUAUGUUAAAUAAGACUUUUCAUGAUGAGCCUCUAGUAAUGGACUUUAAUGGAGACUUGAUUCCUGAUGUGUUUGGUGUCACAAGUGAUUCAAAUAAGCCGCAGAUCCUGCUAGGCGGGAACUUGUCAUGGCACCCUGCGUUGGAAACUCAAAGUAAAAUGUAUAUACCACACUCUCAUGCCUUUAUAGAUUUAAAUAAUGAUUUCACUGCUGAUUUGUUCCUUACCACAUCACCAAAUUCCAAAACCAUUCAGUUUGAGACAUGGGUAAACAAGGAUGGGAACUUCUCUAAAACUGGAAGAAGUAAGGAAAUGCCCAGUGGUGCCAAAGUCGUUGGACAGUCCGUGUUUGCAGAUUUUGAUGGGGAUGGACAAAGUGAACAUUUAUUACCAGUCUGUGAGGAUGAAACAUGUCAAAGAAGUGCCAUCUACCUAACGAAGCUGGGAUUGGAUCAGUGGAUUCCAGUCUUGCAAGACUUCAGAAAUAAAGACACUGUCUGGGGCUUUGUACCAUAUCAAAAUGACAAAUCUUCAACAGAAAUUUCAUUUCCAAUUACACUUCAUAUUGGAGAUUACAAUAUGGAUGGAUACCCAGAUGCACUUGCUAUACUAAAGAACACUUCUGGAAGCAAUCAACAAGCAUUUUUACUAGAAAAUGUCCCGUGCAACAACGUGAGCUGCAAGAGCGUGCGGCGCAUGUUCAAGGUGUUCUGGGAGCUCUCGGAUCUCAAUCAGAUCAAAGAUGCCGUGGUAGCGACCUUCUUUGACAUCUAUGAGGAUGGAAUCUUGGAUAUCAUUGUGCUAAGCAAAGGCUACUCCAACAAGGACUUUGCUAUCCAUACAUUGAAAAAUAACUUCGAAGCAGAUGCCUAUUUUGUUAAAGUUAUUGUUCUCAGCGGCCUCUGUUCUAAUGACUGUCCUCGGAAAAUAACACCCUUUGGAGUUAAUCAGCCUGGUCCUUACAUCAUGUACACCACUGUAGAUGCAAAUGGGUACCUGAAAAAUGGGUCAGCUGGCCAGCUCAGCCAGUCAGCACAUUACGCUCUCCAGCUGCCCUACAACGUGCUGGGCUUGGGCCGCAGCGCCAAUUUCCUCGACCACUUGUACGUUGGCAUUCCUCGUCCCUUAGGAGAAAAGUCCAUAAGAAAACAAGAAUGGACAGCUAUCAUACCAAACUCCCAGCUUAUAGUCAUUCCCUAUCCUCACAAUGUUCCUCGAAGCUGGAGUGCCAAGCUGUAUUUGACCCCAAGUAACAUUGUACUGCUAACAGCUAUAGCCUUAAUUGGUGUCUGCGUUUUCAUCCUGGCAAUAAUUGGCAUAUUACACUGGCAAGAAAAGAAAGCAGAUGACAGAGAGAAGCGACAGGAGGCUCAUCGGUUCCAUUUUGAUGCUAUGUGACAUGCCUUAAUAUUUAUGAAGGAGCUGCUACUCAUUUGCUUAAUUGAAAGACUAAAUUCUGAUUUUUUAAAUUAUUACCAUGAAAGUACUGUUGGUGUGUUAUUUGUAAAUGUUGCAUUAUCUGGUAUUUAUUUGGAAAGUAUUAAAAUUAGACCUGAAUGUCUCACAAGGCCUUUCAGUUAUGAGACUGUAUAUAAUAGAAUUUGGCCUUUAUUUAACAGAACUGUAAAUUUAUUUUUCUUAGUAAAGGGAUCAAGUUGCAUGUAUCAUUGUUUAUGUACCAAUUCUUUAGUAAUAUUUCAUAGAAAGAAAGCUGUGUAAAUUAAGUGUAGCAUUUCAGCGAGCAGAAUACCUUGUACCACUUGAAUUGGUCUUGUCCUUUAUUCAUUCCUGCAAAACAACCUGGUUUCUGAAAAUUAAACUUGUGCAAUUUCUCAGAUGACUUAAUCGUUAAUUAUUUUGAUCGUAUUAAAUGGUGCUUAAC